This is a messenger RNA of Hymenoscyphus albidus, 1332 nucleotides long. The record is from the annotation of a GenBank genome assembly. Lineage: Eukaryota; Fungi; Ascomycota; Leotiomycetes; Helotiales; Helotiaceae.
AUGAAUUCCAGUUCCACAACUCCAUACCAGCCCCUAGUUUCCUCUUCCGAGAUCCGACUUCUCUUGUUGAUGCCUGGAUCAACUGAUAGUCCAAUCCAAUGUUCCCUCGUCCAUACCAAAAUCGGAGAAAACCCCUAUGAAGCACUAUCGUAUGAAUGGGGAACAUCACAGUCUAAUGAGCCGAGCAUAUAUAUUUUCGACGCUUCAUGUCAAGCACUGAGAAUGGAGUAUAAAGGACUCUCUCGGUUCUGGUUGAACAAAGUCAGAAUACACCCAUCCAAUCCCACUGGCCAAAUCUCGGGAGCUCCUCGUCAAGUGCGCCACAAUCUUUACCAUGCUCUUUCUCGUAUUCGACUAGAGCACAAGGAACGAUGUCUAUGGGUAGAUGCAUUGUGUAUCGAUCAAGCGAACCAUGGAGAGCGGACGCAUCAGGUGGAGAUGAUGGGCAAGAUAUAUCAGUCCGCCGAGAGGGUAAUAGCCUGGUUAGGAGAAGGAAAUGAAAAUGACGUUCUCGCGAUGGAUACGUUUCGAAAAAUCAUUGCAUCCUCCGGAUGGGGCAGGCAGGACCACCCUGUGAUUUCUAUUGGCAGAAAUGGCAAUGUAAAGAACGGUGUUGAUGUCUUGAGAGUUCAAGCUAUUGUCGACUGGGGUUCAAAAUCAUACUGGCAUCGUCUUUGGAUUGUGCAAGAACUUGUUUUGGCCAAAGACCUACUAGUGAUUGUUGGCCGAGAAUCCAUCACCGGAAAAGAACUGGACUCCACAAUGGUCGCUCUCGAGCCCUUUGCUGUGCUCAUCGCUGGUGAUUCUGCAACCAAACUUAUGGGGAGGACACUAACGGAAAGAUGGAAAAACAUUUUGGCUUUCCCUUUGCUACUUGCUCGUCAGAAGUCGUCAAUCAAAACGUCUAUGAGCUUGGAUGGUCCCGGCGGCAGGGGACUUUGCGAUUGGAUGCUACGGUGUUCUGAUAGUGAGUGUAUGGACCCUAGGGAUCGAGUGUAUGGAUUAUUAGGGGUCUCUGAGGAUAUUACGAACCUCGAGGAGGCCCAGGUAGCGAUCGAAGUUGAUUACGAAAAAACUCUUCUGGAAGUUUAUUGCGAUGUUGCAAGGUUUUGGGCAGCGAGGAACGGUAGGAGUAUGACGAAUAGUGCGCUGGGUAUCGGUCUUAGAAAGCACUUCAAUUUGAGAAGUAGUGACAUUCGUAGUGCCAAGGAUGAGAUUGAGAAGGCCUUUUAUAUGGGGAGAAGAGUAUGGGCAACGAAGAAGUUCCCGGAUUUGGUAAACUUCCCAAAUCGUUUAGAACGAACGAUACGCGACACUGGUUAUGUGUCUUAG